Molecule: messenger RNA, 975 nt
Organism: Aphanomyces astaci
Lineage: Eukaryota; Oomycota; Saprolegniomycetes; Saprolegniales; Verrucalvaceae
Exons: 8
Coding region: 1-975 (324 amino acids)
Biological process (GO): mitochondrial respiratory chain complex IV assembly; protein insertion into mitochondrial inner membrane from matrix
Cellular component (GO): mitochondrial inner membrane
Molecular function (GO): membrane insertase activity
Source: RefSeq, a predicted model, not a curated record
AUGAUCAUCCUCCGCCUUCUGCGACGACCGGCGGCGGCGUCCGCCCUGACUGUGCGGCAUGCCAUGAGAUUCUCGUCGCAGUCGACGAGUGGUCUGGGUGAGAUACCAGAUGGAAGUGUUGUGCCGCCCCUUCCUAUGUUAGAUCAACCCAUCGUGCCUGUCGAUGACCCGUGGGUACUGGUCGACGCGGCGCAGAGGUUAAUCGAGGCCGUGCACGUGACGACCGGCUUGCCGUGGUGGGCGACGUUUGGUGCCACGGCGAUCGCAGUGCGAGGCACGUUGUUUCCAUUGAUGGUGUACCAAAUCAAGGCCACGGAACGGAUGGCGGAGGCGGCCAAGGACACACGUGAGGUGUGGAAGGCCUACUUGUACGCCCGUAUGUUCUUGCCGCCUGCGAUCCCCCAAAAGCAAGUGGAAGCGUUCCAACUCAUGUACAAAGGCGUCAAGUUGACAUGGGAAAAGCACAACACGCACCCCAUUCAAUGUGUGGCGACGCCGCUGGUUCAAAUCCCCACGUUUCUCCUCAUGGCGUACAGCACGCGCGAACUGGUGCGGUCCGGAAAGGUCGAUGGCCUCGACACCGGCGGCGUGUGGCUGUUUCAGAACCUCGUGGAGGCCGACAGCACGUUCAUCUUGCCGGCGCUGGCGGUCGGAUGCACGUACUUGAACUUUGAGUUGAUGGGCACGUCCAAGAUCAAGCUGUUGCAGUCCCUCAAGAACAAGUUCCAGUACAUUCCCCUGCUGUCGUUCCCGUUCAUUUGCCAGAUACCCCAAGGCAUCUUUUUCUACUGGCUCGCGUCGUCGUGGUGUUCAUUUGCCCAAACGAUGGCGCUCCGUCAACCAUCCAUCCGCCGUGCCCUUGGCUUGAAGGACGUGCCGACGGCGACCGCUUCACCGUCCAUCUCGGCGCAAGAUCCCGCCAAGUCCCUCCUGCCGUCGACCCCCUUGCCUGCAACUCGGCCAAAACGUCGUUAA